Messenger RNA from Penicillium macrosclerotiorum, 750 nucleotides. RefSeq lists its product as uncharacterized. Bases 1 to 750 code for a protein of 249 amino acids. Lineage: Eukaryota; Fungi; Ascomycota; Eurotiomycetes; Eurotiales; Aspergillaceae. The record is from RefSeq and is a predicted model, not a curated record. The transcript has a single exon.
AUGGAUCUUCAAGGCACUCCUAUCCCUCCCGGUCCCCGCAGCACCAAAGUCACCACCGACCCUCUUGCCUCUCAAAAACCAAUUGAGGAACCAUCCGGACCUGUAACCAACGAUUCCCUCGCGGCUGAGUCUGUCCGUCGCGGAGGCGCCUUUUCCGAGAACAGAGGCGCCGAACCCAUGGGUGUCUCCGGCGGCCACUCUACUCUAAGAACCACCGACACCUCUGCUGCGACUAAGCUUCCAUCUGCCCCUGUCGGCGCCGCCCGUGAGACCCGCCAGCGACAGGAGAAGUAUCCAGAGGCACUGGGCGGCCAGGGUGACUUCCCUGGUACUCAUCUUUCCCAGUCUGGCUACGCCGGCGGCUCAACCGCUGCCAAGCAGCAGAUGGGUUUGCACGCUGGCGAGUACCCCGCUUCACAGAAACUAGCGGGCCAGGCUACUGCAAGUGGCAGCGGUGCCAGUCAGUAUAACGCUGGUCAGGCCCCAUCCUAUAUCAAUGAUGUGACCGAUGGCUAUCAAGGCCAGAAGCCGCACGGAAAGAACUUGAAAGAGGGUGGAUUCGACUCCUCAGAGGCUACGAACACGAGUUUUACCUCUCAGAUCGGAUCUGGGCAGGAUCCUGGUCGUGCUGCCGAGCAGAAGUUCCAGCGUACUGUCGCUGAAAGCGGCCCAGAUGUCGGUGGCCCCCGACAGAAGGGCGUUGACAACCAGACGAUGUACCAGGCUCUGGAGCGGGACCAACGCGUAUAG